AUGAAGGAGCGGCGAAGGAGCUCACUUCCACGACAUGGGAAAGGAUCAUGGGAUGAGGAAAAGAAAGAAAAGGUGCAAGGUGAGGAGAUAUCAAGAGGUAGAAUAGGUGAAAUGAGUUCAAAGGAAUUAGUUAAGACACGCUUCUUUAGCACAUGCCACGGAGUGAAGUUGGAAGGUUCAAUGAACUACGCGAAGGGGAAAUCUUGGGCGCUAUUUUUUUCUAUAUACAAGUGGCGUAGGCAAAGUUGUGGCGAUUCGUGGAGUAGACAGCGAUCUCCGCUUGAACAAAAAGCAGCAAGCUGCAAGCAUUACUCCAAAAUCAGUGAGCUCCGCAACAAAACUAAUGAUUUUGUUCCUUCACGUGGUGUCAGACAAGGGGACCCGUUAUCACCAUACCUCUUUGUACUGGCUGUUGAGCGGUUGGGUCAUCUGAUACAAAGUGAGGUUGAUCUAGCAUACAUGGAACAAGUGGGUACUGUGAAAGCUAUACUAGAUAACUUUUGUGAAGUGUCGGGGGGCCUCCAAAUCCAGGAUUUUAUUCUCACAGAAUGUGCACCAAAAGGAGAUCAGCAAUUUUCUUUACUUCCAACAAGGGAUGCAAGCAAAGCAAGGAAAUAA
Messenger RNA from Lactuca saligna, 618 nucleotides. Lineage: Eukaryota; Viridiplantae; Streptophyta; Magnoliopsida; Asterales; Asteraceae. The record is from the annotation of a GenBank genome assembly.